Carya illinoinensis is the source of this 2585-nucleotide messenger RNA. Its product is annotated as peptidyl-prolyl cis-trans isomerase CYP40-like. The transcript is spliced from 11 exons. The record is from RefSeq and is a predicted model, not a curated record. Gene Ontology annotation, biological process: protein peptidyl-prolyl isomerization; protein folding. Gene Ontology annotation, molecular function: protein binding; peptidyl-prolyl cis-trans isomerase activity. Lineage: Eukaryota; Viridiplantae; Streptophyta; Magnoliopsida; Fagales; Juglandaceae. Bases 245 to 1354 code for a protein of 369 amino acids.
GUCACUCAAACCAAACAAAGCUCUAGAGCUAGCAGUUACUCCAUCCAAUGCGACGGCGUCGAUCGUCGAGAUACACGUACACCUCUUCCACACCGUAGGAAAUAAUAAAAAAAAAACAAAAAGCCCGCGAUGCGCACCGCUACGUAUUUUUAGCAAUAGUUCUUUGAGCUAAAACUUCUGGAGGCGGAGAGGGAGCGGGAUUAGGGUUUUAGCAAGUGAGCGAGCGAGCGAGAGAGAGAGAGGUAUGGUGAACCCCAACCCUCGGUGCUACUUGGAUAUAAGCAUAGGAGGAGAGCUAGAGGGGAGGGUAGUGGUGGAACUCUACAAGGAUGUGGUUCCCAAAACCGCCGAGAAUUUCAGGGCUCUCUGUACCGGCGAGAGGGGCAUUGGCCCUAACACCGGUGUUCCCCUCCACUACAAGGGGGUCCGUUUUCAUCGUGUCAUCAAAGGUUUUAUGAUACAAGGUGGAGACAUAUCGGCUGGGGAUGGCACUGGAGGAGAAUCUAUCUACGGCUUGAAAUUUGAGGAUGAGAAACUUGACCUCAAACAUGAAAGAAAAGGAAUGCUAUCAAUGGCUAACGCCGGACCUAACACCAAUGGAUCCCAGUUCUUCAUCACGACAACUCGCACUUCUCAUCUAGAUGGCAAGCAUGUUGUAUUUGGGAAGGUAAUUAAAGGAAUGGGUGUGGUUAAGACUAUUGAGCAUGUUACUACUGGAAAGGGUGAUUAUCCCACUCAAGAAGUAAUAAUUAUGGAUUGUGGGGAGAUUCCCGAGGGGAAAGAUGAUGGAAUAUCUAACUUCUUUAAAGAUGGUGAUGCUUAUGCUGACUGGCCAGCUGACCUUGAUGCCAAACCAGAUGAAAUUUCUUGGUGGAUGAGGUCUGUAGAUGACAUUAAAAGUUUUGGAAAUGAGCAGUACAAGAAGCAAGACUAUAAGAUGGCUCUCAGAAAAUAUCGUAAAGCUUUGCGCUACUUGGAUGUAUGCUGGGAAAUGGAAGACAUUGAUGAAGAGAAAAGUGCAUCCCUGCGGAAGACAAAGUCCCAGAUAUUUACAAAUAGUUCUGCUUGUAAAUUGAAAUUAGGAGAUCUAAAAGGAGCAUUGUUGGACACGGACUUUGCUAUGCGAGAUGGGGAAGAUAAUGUGAAAGCUUUGUUUCGCCAAGGCCAGGCACAUAUGGCGUUAAAUGACAUAGACUCUGCAGUUGAAUGCUUCAGGAAGGCAUUAGAAUUGGAGCCAAAUGAUGGAAGCAUAAAGAAAGAGCUUGCUGCUGCAAGGAAGAAGGUUGAUGAAGCUCCCAUUAUUGCUGAUAGACAUGAUCAGGAGAAAAAGGCCUACUCUAAAAUGUUUCAGUAGAGUUCUGGCAUUCUUCUAGUAUGCUGAACACAAUUUGGUUAUAUGGUUGGCUAGUUCAGGCUUUUUGUUUUCAGACACAAAUUGACUUCAUCAGGCUUUGUUGGUGGGCAUGAAUUGGCUGACAGAUCUUUUCUGGAGACAAAUGAGAAACUCUAGCUUGAACCAAUUUUGAUUAUGUCAAACUAGGCUUAUGGCACUUUAUUGCCAGCUGGAACUCUAUAUACAGGAGCAUGUGGCUUGGCUUGAGCUUUGAUGAAAGCGUUCCGUCUGUCAUCGACCGAGCCUCCCAAUUUCUUACUUGGAUUUUGUUUUUCUGCCUCCUGUUUUGUGAAUCCAGCUCCCAAUUUGCUAUCAGGGUUUGAAUCUUUUAGUCUUGUCAAAGCUAAAUUUUGGCUUGCCUGGGCAACAAGCUUCUGUUGCGUGGACACUGAAGCACGCUGAUCUGCAAGUGAUGUUUCUUCUUCAGCUCUUCUUGUUUCUUCUUCAGCUCUUCUUGUUAAAGCAUGGUAGUGUUCAUGACUGAGUUGGAUAAUGGUGUUGUCCUUUUCUGAACAGUUAAUGAGGUGAACUGCUUCAGCUGCAGAUGCUCCAAAAGCUUCUGAUUCUAACUGUACAGCUCAAAGCAUGAGUUGCAAUGUCUGAAGAGUUUGCUUCCUUAGACGCAGUACUUGUUUGACUGUUAAUUUUGCUUGCUGUUCAUCAUCUAUAUCCUGCUUGAGAGUUUCGUCUUUUCACGUAUGUGGUUCAAAGUCUGGCUUGUUUCAAUUAUCAUCUUCUUUGCGUUGCGCUCUUCUUCCUUCUUGGAUUUGAUGCUUGUGAUGGUGCUCCGAAGUUGUGAUUCAAGCUUGGAGAUGAUGGUAUUAGACAUUAUAGAUUGGUUUUGAGCACUCGCAAGGCUGGAUUUUAGCCUUUCGAGCUCAUCAAUGAAGGGCCUGGAGUCUAGCCAUGAUUGUGUAGUUCUUUCUUUAGCUGUUUUCACUUCUUCCCUGGUCUUCAUCAGUUCAACUGUCUUAGCUUCCAAUGUGCUGCCACAGCUUUCCACUAGGUCUCUGGUUUUGUUUGGCUGGUAAGACUCCAUUUGCAUUUUGCACAAAAGCGAGACUUUUUGAUUGACCCUGAUUUGAAGCUCAUUUAUUAAGUGACUACUUAUAGAUUGUCUACCUACAUUAAGUUUUCCAAUUUAUUUGUCCUUUCUAAAAGUGUGAUUGAGAUUCCUAGACAAGCCUUGUUG